CCCGCGGGCGUUCUCCCGGAACCUCACCGCGGCACCCCGGCGCGGGAUGGCGAGGGCGUUGCGGGGCUUUAAAGCCGGCUGCUUUGCCAUACCCGGCUCCUUUUCAGCCGGGCGAAGCGCAGCGGGCUGCCCGCGCCGCCGAGCUGCCCCCUGCCCCCUGGCACGACCGGGUUGCUGCCUGCCGCGGCGGCCAGGUUCAUGAUGUUGACAGCUAUGUUCUUGGCUGCGCUCAUCCUUAUUACGGUGCAUUCGCAGGAAACUGAGGAAACCAUAACAUACACGCAAUGCACAGAUGGCUAUGAAUGGGAUCCUGUUAGGCAACGGUGCAAAGAUAUUGAUGAAUGUGAAAUAGUCCCAGAUGCAUGUAAAGGUGGGAUGAAAUGUGUUAACCACUAUGGAGGAUACCUCUGUCUACCCAGAACAGCCCAAAUUAUUGUAAAUGAGCGAGAAGAAGCAGCAGCUGAAUCCACUAGUGGUCGAAACAAUGUCAUUCGACGGACUCCAGCUGAUCCUCACCGUGCCCCUCCAAAUCCGACUCAUCAAAUUCAGUGUGCAGCUGGGUAUGAGCAAAGUGAGCACAAUGUGUGCCAAGAUAUAGAUGAAUGUGCAACGGGAACCCAUAAUUGUAGAGCUGACCAAGUAUGUGUCAAUCUAAGAGGGUCCUUCAGCUGCCAGUGUCCUCCAGGGUAUCAGAAACGAGGGGAGCAAUGCGUUGAUAUAGAUGAAUGCACCCUGCCUCCAUACUGCCACCACCGAUGUGUGAACACUCCCGGCUCCUAUUAUUGCCAGUGCAACGCUGGUUUCCAGCUAGCGUCCAACAACCACACCUGCGUGGACAUAAAUGAAUGUGAUGCCAAUAACCCGUGCGCACAACAGUGUUACAAUAUACUGGGUUCUUUCAUUUGUCAGUGUAACCCAGGGUUUGAGUUAAGCAGUGACAGAAUCAACUGUGAAGAUACUGAUGAAUGCAGAACUUCCAGUUACAUAUGUCAAUAUCAGUGUGUCAACGAACCAGGAAAAUUCUCAUGUGUCUGCCCUGAAGGUUACCAGGUAGUAGGAGGCAGAACAUGUCAAGACAUAAAUGAGUGUGAGACUACUAAUGAAUGCAGAGAGGAUGAAAUUUGCUGGAAUUACCAUGGAGGAUUUCGUUGUUACCCAAGAAAUCCUUGUCAAGAGCCUUAUGUCCUAACAUCUGAGAACCGCUGUGUCUGCCCUGUAUCAAACGCCAUUUGCCGAGAGCUGCCUUACUCUGUUGUGUACAAAUACAUGAGCAUCCGUUCAGACAGAACAGUGCCCUCUGAUAUCUUCCAGAUUCAGGCAACCACUAUUUAUCCUAAUACUAUUAAUACAUUCCGGAUCAAGUCUGGAAAUGAAAAUGGAGAAUUUUACCUGAGACAAACAAGUGCCGUAAGUGCAAUGCUGGUGCUGGUGAAAUCCCUAUCGGGACCAAGAGAACACAUCGUGGAUCUGGAGAUGCUAACAGUCAACAGCUUGAAUUACCGUACAAGCUCAGUGUUGAGGCUAACGAUAAUAGUGGGACCUUACGCAUUUUAGGGGUUUCCAGUAACCCUCCGCUGGCACUUAAAGCGGCCAAAGAAUAUUAUCUUAAAGAAAGCACUUACUAUUUUAUUUAUAGAUUUUGCUCUUUUUUUAUUUGUUUAGUAAAGUGAUAUCUUUAAUCCACACAUUACACGUGUAAUUCAAAAUUAGUAGAUGUGUUCCAUAGUAUAACAUGGGCAUUGUCACUUUCUGUAUAAAGAUUUCAAUCUUUUUUAUUACCUUACUUGGCCUAGAUACAUACUACACUUUCGUAUGAGAACUGUAUGUUCAUGCUCUCCUGUAAAACUUCACACCCUUCCUAGCCAAAUAGGUCAUGCAAUUAAAGGUGAUCUUUUGUUGUUUUUAUUUUUAAAUUCUAAUGCAGCUACUGACAAUCUCAAAAGGAAAAAAAUAUAGUAUGAAUGAUACACAAAGUAACGGUUAUCUGAUAAGCUAAAAUAUAUUUCUUUUUAACUAACUUUGUAACAAAAAUAAGUCAAUAAAAAUCUAUUUCUGUAGA
Cygnus atratus (black swan) is the source of this 2059-nucleotide messenger RNA. It is a transcript of the gene EFEMP1, whose product is annotated as EGF containing fibulin extracellular matrix protein 1. NCBI's taxonomy places the organism in Eukaryota, Metazoa, Chordata, Aves, Anseriformes, Anatidae. Bases 199 to 1554 code for a protein of 451 amino acids. The record is from RefSeq and is a predicted model, not a curated record. The transcript has 11 exons. Gene Ontology annotation, molecular function: calcium ion binding.